CGAAAAUGGCGACUUUUGGCGCGAUGAGUGUAUAGUAAUUGUUGUCACUGUCGCAAACUCAAAGAACAACAAGAUAAAGCAGAAAGAAAGCCAACAAACCGCGAGUGUUAGAGCAGCGGAGCGUGGUUUUACAUGGAUUUCUGUUUAUAUUAUUUAUAAUUUUAAUUCCAAGAAAAACGUUUUAAAAUAAAACUGUGUAGUCAUAUUAAUAAUAUUAAUAAGAAAGUGAAUGAUUAGAUAAACACAGAUGAAACGAAUUUACGAUAUAUGAGUUGUGAAAUAAAUUUAUGAAAAAGCUAUAACUAUCAGCAACACGGUUCACAUCGAUAAUUCAGUACUGAACGUGAUAAAUAUAAAAUUUUCAAAAUCACCGUCAAAAAUACAGAAAAUAAUAUACUUUUCCCUACAUCCACCGGCGGCAGUAUUAACACUGCUGACUGUUCAUCAAGUAGCAACGCAGCAAUGACUGAUUAUAGUGAUCUCGAUCGACAAAUAGAACAAUUGAAGAGAUGUGAAAUAAUAAGAGAAAACGAAGUCAAAGCGUUAUGUGCAAAAGCGCGGGAAAUACUUGUAGAGGAGGGCAAUGUGCAAAGGGUGGACUCGCCAGUUACAGUUUGCGGUGAUAUACAUGGACAGUUUUAUGAUCUGAAAGAAUUAUUUAAAGUUGGUGGCGAUGUACCGGAAAAGAAUUAUUUAUUUAUGGGAGAUUUUGUUGAUCGCGGUUAUUACAGUGUCGAGACAUUUUUAUUAUUAUUAGCCUUAAAAGUGCGUUAUCCAGAUCGUAUCACAUUAAUACGCGGAAAUCACGAAUCUCGACAAAUUACUCAGGUCUAUGGAUUUUAUGACGAAUGCUUACGUAAAUACGGUUCCACAGCCGUUUGGCGUUAUUGUACCGAAAUUUUUGAUUAUCUCAGCUUAUCCGCCAUUAUUGAUGGUAAAAUAUUUUGCGUACAUGGCGGCUUAUCUCCUUCCAUUCAGUAUUUAGAUCAAAUACGCACAAUUGAUCGCAAACAAGAAGUACCGCACGAUGGUCCAAUGUGUGAUUUACUUUGGAGCGAUCCUGAAGAUCAAACUGGUUGGGGUGUAUCCCCACGCGGUGCAGGUUAUCUUUUCGGUUCCGAUGUUGUAUCGCAAUUUAAUCGAACAAACGAUAUUGACAUGAUCUGUCGUGCACAUCAACUUGUGAUGGAAGGAUUUAAAUGGCAUUUCAAUGAAACCGUUUUGACGGUUUGGUCCGCACCUAAUUAUUGCUACAGAUGUGGAAACGUUGCCGCAAUAUUGGAACUGAAUGAGUACCUGCAUCGCGAUUUUGUUAUAUUCGAGGCAGCACCUCAAGAAAGUCGAGGAAUUCCAUCAAAGAAACCGCAAGCUGAUUAUUUCUUAUAAGUUUUACUCUAUAUUUUUAGUGUAUAAAAAUAAAUAUUUCUGAAACAAAUACUAAAAAACCAUAAGCUCGUGGUUGCUGUUUUUAAGUUUAUAACUAAAAUAAGUAUAUUUAAGUUUCAUAAGGCAUAUCAUCAGACUUCCUUUAAAACAGUUUCGGUUAAGUAUGGCUUGUUAAGAGAUCAAAAAAAGAAAAAAGUUUUCAAUUGUAA
This is a messenger RNA of Teleopsis dalmanni, 1595 nucleotides long. RefSeq names its product serine/threonine-protein phosphatase 4 catalytic subunit (gene Pp4-19C). NCBI's taxonomy places the organism in Eukaryota, Metazoa, Arthropoda, Insecta, Diptera, Diopsidae. The record is from RefSeq and is a predicted model, not a curated record. Gene Ontology annotation, molecular function: protein serine/threonine phosphatase activity. Gene Ontology annotation, biological process: peptidyl-serine dephosphorylation; double-strand break repair via homologous recombination. Gene Ontology annotation, cellular component: cytoplasm; nucleus. The transcript has 3 exons. Bases 463 to 1386 code for a protein of 307 amino acids.